Molecule: messenger RNA, 1251 nt
Organism: Vombatus ursinus (common wombat)
Lineage: Eukaryota; Metazoa; Chordata; Mammalia; Diprotodontia; Vombatidae
Product: protein FAM71C-like
Exons: 4
Cellular component (GO): nucleus
Source: RefSeq, a predicted model, not a curated record
GGAGGCAGGAACGUGAGCAGCGAGUCUAUGCUCCCUUAUUACGCAGCAGCCAGUGGGUGUGCUGUGGGCAUGUUCAACACAUCCAUGGGGGAGCUGCAGAAGCACUUGUACAAAGGGGAAUACUAUGCCUUCAAGUACGCCCCCAUGUUCGAGAGCGACUUCAUCCAGAUCAGCAAGAGAGGGGAAAUGAUUGGCAUGCAUAACCAGGCAUGCAUGGUGACCGUGGGCAUUGCGUCCACCAGCCCGAUUAUGCCUUUGCCCAAUGUCAUGCUGUUAGCCCGGCACGUGGCGUAUGUUGAGGAUCAGCCCCGUCCAGAGGCCAGCUCCAGGAGCAAGAUGCAGCACCCCCACUCUUCAAAGACCCUGGAGUUGACCAGGCUACUCCCCCUGGAGUUUGUGAAGAUUUCUGUCCAUGACCGUGAGAAGCAGCAGCUUCGGCUGAAACUGGCCAGCGGGAGAUCAUUCUACUUACAGCUCUGCCCACCCUCCAAUGCCAUGGAAGACAUCUUCUCCUACUGGGAGAAGCUCAUCUACCUCCUUCGGCCACCUGCUGAGGGCUACGGCAGCACCCAUGCCAUCCCUGCUGGGGAUGGGGUCGAGGUGCCUGUUUUCAUAGCCAAAGAGAAAUUUCCUAUGAGUCGACCUAUUCUGCACAGCCAAGGGGAGCAGGAUAAAGUAAGUAUCAAGAGUCUUCAUGUGUUGUCUCACAUUCCUGGCCAGGAUAAGGUGGAAGUAAAGCCGGAAAUAAUCAUGGCGGCUGCAGCCGGGAAGGGCUUCCCUAGCACAGCAGGCAUAGAGAAGGACCUGCUGCCCCAUCACUAUACCAUCCAAAGAGUGCCCAAUGUGUCCCCUCCCAGUACACCAUCUGUCCCAAGCAUUGUAGUAGCAGCUGCUGCCAGCAGGGGUCCUGCCAGUAAGGCCAUGGCUGGGGCCCCCACGGGGAUGGGGACAGCCACAGCAGGCAGCCAGGGGUCUGGCGUAAGUGUAGCCCCGGCUGGGACUGCAACUGGGCAGGUAACAGAGACCGUGUCUGCCAGCAGUGUUAGUCUAAUGCUGGCUGGCGCUGCCAGCAUGUCACCAGACUCGGUGAUCAUGGCUUCGGCAGGCACCGGCAGCCUGACGCCCUCAGGCCACGUGAGUGUGGCCUCUGCUGGAGCUGGGAGUGUGGCGGGCCUAGGAACCGUCACCCCGCUCAGGCCCGAGUACCCCCUGGUGUCAAGCUUGCAGAGCGAGGGCGACAUGAGUGAGCGG